Helicoverpa armigera (cotton bollworm) is the source of this 1094-nucleotide messenger RNA. RefSeq lists its product as uncharacterized. The record is from RefSeq and is a predicted model, not a curated record. The coding region runs from base 24 to 1094 and encodes 356 amino acids. The transcript is spliced from 7 exons. NCBI's taxonomy places the organism in Eukaryota, Metazoa, Arthropoda, Insecta, Lepidoptera, Noctuidae.
AUAGGUUAGGCCUUUACAAUAAGAUGCUUUAUAAUUUCAGUCCACCGUAUGUCCGAUUUCCAAUGCACUCGCAGGGACAAAGCGACAUAUUCUCUACAUCAAAUGACAUACAGACAAAACUUACUACACAUUCUUGGGAUGAAGUGAACGCCAUCUUGAAAAAUCUUAGCAGAACUAAAGACGAUGUUGUAAAUAAGAAAGUUGAUGAAAAUCUGGCGAAUCUACUGCAGGGACUUGCUAAGAUUGGGCAUAAUGAAAAUGUUCACUUAGUGCCAAAUGCUUCAUGGUACACUCGACGAGUCGCCAGCACGCCUCGGCCUGCCACCAUCAUGUACCAAACAGGCUCCAUAACAUGGAGGCAACCAUCAGCCAGUUACAGGACAAAUUAUUUCGAAGAGAUUGAAGACACAUCACCAUUCGGGAGAAUGACGCACGACGAUAAUAAAUCGAUCACUUUAGAUAUGACUACGAGUAUCAAUGAUUAUGUAACUUUACUGUCCCCUGUUUUAGAUGUGGACCAAAUCAUCCUUAACGCUACGGAGCAGAGGAAUGCAUAUCGUAACACAAGUGGCUUCCCAGAAAUAAUUUCAGAAGUUAGUGGCACUACCACAACUACACCUGAAACCAUGAAACCCGUGACUCUAUUGGACCAUGAAUCGUGGGAGAACAUGGUGCAUGCCGCUCCUCGUAUGGCUGUGAUGCUGAACUCCGUUACCUCCAGCGAGGUUAACACGAAACAAGAAACCAAUGGAACACUAUCGGAACCAAAUACCAGGAAUACAGCGAGGCGUAAGAAGCGGUUUAUCCACGCGAUCCCGAUCGAGCACGCGAAGCCGCGUCGAAUUCCCGUCAAUCACGAGGUGCCCCCGUCCACUGAGCCCGUCGACAGCGUCUCCGACGCCCAGGAGUUUCAACGACUCAUAGAAGUGCAGGACGACGAGGCGCAAGACCGCGUGGCUCUGCGCUACCUGGGACAGUACGUGGGCCCCGCGCUGUUCAACAUCUGCGACUUCAGCGAGGCUACUUCGAGACACGUCUACCUCUUCAACUCCUCUCGCCUUGUACUUGCUAUUGGCAACUUUACUGUUAGUUAA